Anopheles nili is the source of this 11934-nucleotide messenger RNA. RefSeq names its product serine-rich adhesin for platelets (gene upSET). The record is from RefSeq and is a predicted model, not a curated record. Bases 1 to 11934 code for a protein of 3977 amino acids. NCBI's taxonomy places the organism in Eukaryota, Metazoa, Arthropoda, Insecta, Diptera, Culicidae. The transcript has 6 exons. Gene Ontology annotation, molecular function: protein binding.
AUGUCGGCCCAAAGAGACAGCAUCAUGGCAGCACCGUCGAGUACUCUGAGCAGUAACAAAUUCAAUGUUGUCACUAGUGGAACAAACUCCGGCACUGGAGAUGGCAACAGUAAUUUUAGCAAUACUAGUGGCACUUCGGUACCCCCGAUGCAGGCUUCAACGAAUGUUACUAUCUUAGAUGGGGGAGGAGGUGCUAAUAGCCGCUUGCGCCAUCAUCAUGCACAUCAUCAUCUGCUCGAAUGUAAUGACACGGUCGCGGCAGCCACCGGUUUGCAGCAGCUCUCUAAUGCUGCUGCCUUAAAGCUAAGGGGCGAUUGUGCUCCACCAACAGUACAGUAUUCGAAUCUGAUCUGCACCGGCUAUGGAUUGACAACGUCCACCACGACUACCACAACGUCCCCUGGCAGCAAUAAUAAUAUUAGUAACGUUAGCAAUAUAACUCACGGCGUUGGCAGUGUCAACAACAAUAGUCUCAAUAGCAAUAGCCACCCAGUAGGCGGAAGUGGCCAGAUGACUAAAGCAGUGAAUAUACUCGCUGGACAUAGCGUGUCUUCAUCAAGUGGUGAUGCAGCGUCUCGCGUACAAGUGCUUAGCAAUGUGACGCUGGUGUCUAAAGGACAACAACUGCAGUCGCAGCAACAGCAGCUGCAGUUACAAAUGUCGCAGACCACAUCCUCGACUUCGACGACGACCACAUUCAACUACAUUGAUGCCGCUGGAAAGAAUUUCAAUGUUCUCACGCCGACCGGCACUAAGCUCAACGCUGGAAAACUUAUCAGUGUGCCGAUAGCUAAGGUGAAAAAUCUCAACAACCACCAUCAACAUCCGCCUCUAUCUCAGCAGCAACAGCACCAGCAAAUUGUGUCUUCGUCCUCGUCCGUUCCAAUUGCGCAACAGCAUCUUCCGGCAAUGUCUAUUGCUGGAGGGUUUCUGCUCGGCAAUAGUAGCAGUAGUGGUAGCGGAUCUGUGGCAACGACAACAAAUACAAUGGUGCAGAAGCUAACUGUACCUCGCAAUAUUCAACUCGUGACAAGGAUACCGACCAGCAAUAGUAAUUCCGGAGUGGUUACAACGACAUCUUUGAGCAAUGGAGGACGAAUUCUUCAUCAGCAACAGCCACAGCAAAUCCAAUAUAGUAGCCCUCUUACCCACUUACAAGAUACUGGAGGGGGUGCAGGGUUGCCAACACUAUGUGGACCUGCGGUUGAGCUCAAAAAUAUUGUGCCAACGCACGUUAAACCGCUUGCUGUUACCAGCAAGAGCAAAGUAAGCCAGAAUGCAUCAUUAAAAAUGUUACAGCAACAGCAGCAGCAGCCAAAGCUUGCAAAUGUAACGCUAAAGACGCUGAACGUCAUGAAACAUCAACCGUCUACGGUGGGUGGUGUCAACGUGAGUCUGAAAACGAUCCGGAGUGCCGGUACGACUCAGAAAGGCAAUGGAAACAUUAACAUUAGCACCACCACGCCAAAUAAUGCUACUUCACAGAUGUUAUGUCUGAAGAAUAGUAAUAAUAUAGUUACAACUUCAAACGCAUUGAUCGAUAUACAGGCGAAUGCAGGGUCCGUUAAUACGACCUCCAUGUACACGAGUACUUCUGCACAAGCAGUAUAUCACAAUGCUCAUACCGUUCAGCAACAAUCGGCUGUGCUGGGUGGUACGCCAGCAUUCGCGCAACAGCACAGCACCAUCAAUAAUACGAACAGCAGCAAUAUCAGCAACAGCGGUAAUAAUCAAGUCAUCGGAAUACCAUCUUCCGUUGGAAGCAUUAAAUUGUCAUCAUCGAUGCAGCACGUCAUGGGCGCAUCGAAACAGUCCAACAAUGCAACAAACGUGAUGAAAACGAAUAAGAAUCAGCUGAUACAGAUUCAACAACAGUCGUCUCAAUCGCGUACACAAUCCCCUCUAAUGCAGGGUGCAUUUAUCGCUGGGAAUCUCUCCGGUAUCGGCACUCAGCAGCCGAUAGUUCUGCAGCAGCAGCAACAGCAACAGGGAACUAUAAUAAUGAGCACACCAUCAUCACACACAACUAAGACGUCGGGCGGAAGUCGGUACACAUCAUCUGCAAUGGGUACAACUGUUAACUACAUUGCUGUGAGCUCUUCGUCUUCGAUUGGAUCGUUUGGAUCAGGAUCAACGAUGACAACGUUGACGACACCGCCAACUCCAACAGUAGUAGGAACAGGCCAUAAAGGGUUGAGCAAUUUGUACACGGCUGCAGCAACCGUAGGCGGGUACGAUCAACCGCUUGCAGAAUCGAUGGUUAGUUAUACCAGCGUCAAAAGUGGUGCUAGUAACUUCGCAAACGUUAAAGGGAAUGGCGGCUCACCGAUGAAAGCAACCAAAAAUGUCGGCGGACGUGGUCGAAACAACAGUGGAGGACAAUAUCCCUUACAUGUGCCGACUUCUACGCCAUCUUCAGUUGCGCAGCAUCAUUAUGCAACACUUGAGCAACAGUCUCUGGCGUCGGGUGCGGAUCAACAAUCUACGCCCCAAGCAACUGUGAACUAUGCGGCAUCACCUCCGUAUCGUUACGUGUAUACUUCGUCUCCCGCGACAACCUCUGCUAAAGCAUUAACAGCUCAGCAAAGCGGAUCCGGUGUAAAUGAAGGAGACAUUAGCUAUAUAAACGGACAGUCGGAUGAAACGACUACAGCGAGAAUCUUGCAGAGUUUGUCUCAAAAGUCUUUGGAAUCCGGUAAUAACAUGAAAAUUCUCGGUAGGCACCCAUCCGGGAUCGAACUAUCAGGCGUUUCUGUUUCAAGCCGUCUUAGAUACGAUUCUUCCAGUUCCAUAGAUGGCGGAAGGCAAAGUGGAUCUGCUGAUGGUGUAACUAGCCUUUUUGCGGACAAUAUUCCGCUGAAAGAGUGCAUCUCAUCGAACAUGGGGAGUAGUUCCACCUAUUAUUCGGGUCGAGACGACGAUGAGGGAAACAGUGUUGAAGUGCGGCCUGGUCCAGUGGAUCCAUCGGCUGGGCGAUUCUACGUUCUACAGGCAGUAAUGCAGGACCACACCUAUUGCGAGCCACUUUCGACGUCUGUUGCACAAAGCUCUGUCGUGGAGCAACAUCAUCACACGGUUUCUUCGGGUAUGCUUCCGACGAUGCAGCAGCAGCAACCAAAUAUUUUAUCCAAUUCAACACCAACUACACAACAAUCCGCAGUUGGUUCCGUCGCAAAUGCCGCAGGAUCAGGUAGUCCAGCAAUGGGAUCGUUCACGUCAACGGGUGUCGCUAGCAAAACAACGGCAAUAGCAGGAAUUGCGGUCGGUUCGAGCGGAUGCCCUCCCAUGAUGGUCCCGGUAGCGCAGAUGAACUUAGCUAAGUUGACUUCGGCGGCUGUCGCAAGUGAUCUACUGGCUGGUGUAGCUGUAAAAAGAGCAGCAGCCGUGACAGGGAUGUUCGAGUAUCUAUACCAAGCAAAAGGAGGUUUGUCAACAACUCGGCCGAGAAUGCAUGACGAUAAUGACGAUGUGCAGUCAGUCAUCAGCAAUGGUUCGCGCACCGGACAGGACAACGAUCUGGGUGAAGAGACAGAUACCGCGCCUGAGUGUGAAGGUGAAGAUGAUUCAGUAACACGGUGCAUCUGUGAUUUAACUCACGAUGAUGGCUACAUGAUUUGUUGUGAUAAGUGCUCUGCCUGGCAACACGUGGAUUGCAUGGGAAUCGAUCGUAUGAAUAUUCCGGACGAGUACAACUGUGAGCUGUGUCAACCACGGCCGGUGGAUAAAGCCAGAGCACGUCAACUCCAGCUGCACAAGCGCAAAGAACAGAGUUUAUUCCUUGCCAACAACAACGUGACGGCAUCGUCUUCAUCGACUCAGAUUGGUGCACUUGAUGGUGGGAUGUCAAACACAAACCAUCAGCUGCUUCCUCCAACACCGCCUUUGAGCGGAAAGAGUGGCAAUUAUCAUCAACAACAACAAUAUUCUCAUUCGCAGCAGCUCCUGCCAAAUGAACUCAUAUCGCAUCAGCAGAUGCAAGGUCAUUCGCAUCAAAAUAGCAGCACCGGAGCGUUCGGGGCUAAUCACAAUGUAACGCCUACGGGUGUAAAAGGAUCAAAAAAAUCAAAAUCUGCAGGAGCUGGAGGAUCGCGCAAAAAGUCCGAUAAUAACAUUAUGUCGGCUUUAUCAGCGAAUGCUGCUAUAACGACGCUAACAAUGGUGGGUUCAAACGGUGUUCCUGGUGGAGUUGGAAACGCCAUGAACAAUCCUGGCACCAGCUCGACAACGUCAAUGGUUGUGUGUAGUAGUGGAGGUGUGCCAUUGGGGAGCAACCUUGUUCCGUCUGCUGGAAUGAUGGUGGACCCCACGUCAACUACGAUGUCGGCGUUGGCGCUGGCGUCAUCACCGGUUGCUGGCGCAUUACAAGCGUCCGCGAUAGCAUCGUCCGUGUCAAUGCACUGUGAUAGUAGUACUAGUGGCGGAGUAAUGACUAAAAAGUUAAGCAAAAAAGCAGAGGCGGCCCUGAACAACCGUUUGACCAGCGGUAAACGUACAGCUGCUGGCAAGGAAUUACGAAACGUCGCUGUGAAUGCUGCUACGGCGACGGGUUCCAGACCUUCCAAAAAGAAAGCGAAGAGCGCAGAGCAGAGCACCGAAAAGCUCAUGAAUAUGAUCCGCACGUGGAUUGAUAGCUACGAGCGCGCCACUACGAACCACUACUCACCGGAGUUACGGGCCCGGCUUCAAGCGUUCGCAAAAAUGCAAUCACAAAAUCCAUUGCUCAUCGAUAGCCGGUUGCUGUCAGUGGCCGGUGGUGCGAGUCUCGCUCCGCGCUGUACCACUGUGCCACACGCGGGAGGAAAAAUUCUGAUUGGGACCAGUGAUAUUGAACCUCGAGUCCCAAUCAUUGAAGUACGAGGCAAGUACAUGCUGACAAGCCAGCACAAACAGCUGCAGUCGCUGUUCAACAUGGCCGCGAAUGGGAAGCUGAGUCAAAACAAGAACGCCGGCCCCUUUCUCUUCCUUUACCAGUUGCCAGCAGCCGGAUGUGGCGGGAUGGAGUUGUGUGUAGACACUCGAACAUAUGGCAACGAUGCGCGCUUUGUUCGACGAUCCUGUCGGCCAAACGCGGAGCUUCUGCAUAGUGUCGAGAAGGGAGUUGUACAUCUGUACAUUGUCGCAACUACAAAUAUUAAAUCGAACACGGAGAUCACUAUUCGGCAUGAUGAGCAACUAAUUCAUCGAAUGGGUGGUGUUGUGAUUCUAACCCAUACCACAGUAACGAAUGUGUGUGCUUGCGGAUUGAUCAAGGAUUGUGCUUACUCGGCACAACUGAACGAAUCCGUAGGACCAAGUCCGCAGUUAGCUGGUGCUCCGCUGAUUAUAUCCUCGUUGCCUAAUAAUGCUACCACCAGUUCCAUUUCUAAAGGUGGUAACAAGAUCGGCUCGAAGCGCACCCUUGCUGAAGGUGCUCUUGAUCAACAGCAUGGGAAGGCAAAGUCUAAGAAAACGCGCCAUAAUAGCACCGGUCGUUCCAACGAUGCAAGAAAUCGAUCGAUCUCUUCGAGCGGCGGCGAAAGCGACUCGAUUGUUGGCAGUCAAUUUUGCAGUCCAGUAAAAAGAGGCAUUCCUGGUAGCUUGAUGUCUCCUCAGCCGAUUGUCUCGUCGCUCCAGAUACACCAUUCUCAACACUCAGACGAACAGCAGCCACUCGUCUUGCCCGGACCUCCUCCUAUGGCUUCUCCUCUGCCUCUACAGCUGCAAGGAAUUGCGCAUGGCGGUACGUCCUACUUGUACGGAGGAGGCAUCAGUGGGGCAGCAACGCCGUCGUCGCCUUACCACCUAUAUGGUGUAAAUUCUCCGCCACACGCACAAACAUCAGCGUUACCAACUGUUACGAUACCUUUGAAUGCCGGUGUACCUCAACCGUUAACGCUCCCACAUCAUUCACCGAAUAAAAAGCAACUGCAACAAUUUCACCAGCAAAGUCAGGAACAACAACCGGAAGCAGCAGCCGCCCUGUUAGCGAUGGCCUCGUCUGGAGGUGGAUGCGCCGGUUCUAGACCGGGAACGGCGGCGCUAGACGCCGCAUUACUCGAGCAUGGUACUCGCAUGGAGUUGAUACAACAGCAACAGCAAUUACAUUGCAUGGAAAUCCUUGAAGAUGUGAUGAAAAUACAAAUUAAGCCAUCGCCACCAACGUCACCACAAAAAUCAACCAGCUCGAUAAGUUCACCUGUUUCUCUAUUGCUGUCACCAACAAGACCGGUACAACAGCAUGGUGUCGUUGAAGUGAAGGAAAUUAUUGGAACCGCACUGUUUCAGCAGCCGCAAGUUAAACAAGAGCCUUCUCUGACGGCUGUCGAUGCUGUUGAGGAUAAUUUAAUACCUCUGGUCAAACAAGAACAGAGUGAAUUGAAGGAAGUAAAUCAUCCUAGUGACUUUUCGGACGUUUCCCAAUCAUACAUUUCAAAGGAGGAGGAGAGUAAGUGCGAUGUAAAGCUUGAAUCGGUUAUGUCAGUUAAUGCGCGCGACGUCGAAGCGAAGGAAACUGAUAUGGUAGCUGAGACCGAAGCAAUUACUGCUACCAUAAAAAAGGAGCAAUCGCCGUCACUGGUUGUGGAUAAAAAAUUGGAACAACCGUCCCCUGUACAAAACUCACAGCUGGAGCAACAACCGGUGCUCAUGAAUAAUCUGUCUGCUUCCUCUUCGCCAGUGAAAGGUUCAAGCUCGCCUAACAAUCACCAUCACCAUGAUGCUUCAAAUUUCUCUUCGAACAAAAGUAAAAAGAAUAGUCCUGGCGGGGACCACCACCAUCCGGCGCUUCACCCACAGCAGCAGUCUCAACAACCUCGUUCUGAAAAGAAACAGGCAACGGAAAAACCAAAUCGCAAGCUAACGCGAGAGGAGCGCAAAAUGGAAGCGAUCGUAAAGGCGUUUGCAAAAAUGGAACAAUCGCAACAACGCAAACAGGAAUUGAAAGAACAGCGCAAGAGCGGAGGAACUGGUGAACAGUUGUGUCACGGAAUCGGUACCCCCGGUAAACGUCGUAGUAUCUCUACAUCUACGGUUGCUCAUGGAGGUAACCUUUCUGACGAUGGUACCAUGGAUGGCGCACUCUUAGGGGGUAAUGUUUCAUCGUCCUCUGGACCACUGAUGGCAAAUAGCUCUUGUGAAGGUGCUAAUAUGGAUUCUUCAAUUCAGUUCGGUUGCUCUCCUAACGCGAAUUCAUCCUCUAGCGGAGGAAGUUGCAGCGGAAGUAGUAGCAGUUAUGGUGGUAAGAGGAAGAGUACCAGUGGGGGAGGUCUUCUGACAAGUAUCGGCACUCCUACAAAAACUCGCUCGUCAAAGAAGAAGAAAAGUAAGGCCGUCAGUCAGCAUUUUGCUUCUUCGACGCAACAACGCCGAAAGAAGCUAGCGGCGGCGGCAGCUCGUUCAAGAACGAAAUCAAAAGUGAAUACUAGCCGAGUACAACAGUCGCAACACCAAAAUCCACAACUCACAUCCCAACCGUUGGUCCUGAAAGACGUGGAGAAUGAAAUUGCUAGUGGUAGCCAGUAUGCAGGCGGUCAGUACGAUAAGGCAGCAGAGUUAUUGUUAACCUUCUCGCAGUCUGCCAGCAGCAGCGGGGCGGCCCAAUUGAUGGGAGUUAGCACACCAAACGUUACCCUGGAUGUCGGUGGAGAAUUGUCAAGCGCCGGAGUACCCGGUGGUGUUGCUAGCGGCAGUCUUCCAUUGCUUAGUUCCGCUUGCAUGCUAGUUGAGGCGGCUGUUGGCCCGCUGGAGCAAGCUUCAACGGUGCUUAUAGGCGGGAGACCGCUAAACCUUCCCAGCUCGGUAAUGGGAUCGGUCUCUGUGCCGUCUCCACCGGUGCAUGCUCAGACACCAGAAGUAGUUUCAACGGAGCAAGAUUUUAAGUACCCGGCAAAGGCAAAGACGAAGAAAAGCAUGAGCCGAGAGUGGCUAAGUGGGCAUCAUCUGGCAGUAGAACAGAUUGAUUCCUCUUAUGCGGCAGCCAACGACGAAAAGAGUACUAGCGGCAACGUGGUCGACGUAGCAGCUGCACUUGGAACACCUUCUGCUGCUAAUCUGAAGAGCAAUUUUGACGAUGCGAGCAUGGCCUCAACGGUCGCAGAAGACGGUGGUAACAUAAUGAAUGCAGCGAAAAAAGUAGAAGAAUUCAUCAUGCAAAAUUCAGCACAAUCGGACGAUGUCAAGGCUGGUGUUAUUCCACCCUCAUCAGUGGGAGUUUCGUCGUCUGUCUCGCACAGUGGCUCUAAUAAGUGGACACCAUCCAUCGGAGAGGUCUCGGCCUCUUCGGAAAAAAUGGAAAGCGCCGCGGUUAAGAAACGCUGGUUGCGACAGGCGAUAUCGGAAGAGACAGACGAACACCCGAACUUAGCCGGAGGAGGAGGAGGGAUACACUCGUCUUCAUCAUCUUCCUCUUCGUCGCCUCCUCCACCGAAUGGGUUUACAACACCACUGAAGAAACGACGUGUCAUACGGAUAAACCCACCACCGUUAGCACUGAGCUCAAUUUCUUCGGAAAUCCAGCUGAAGCAGCUACAGGAACAGCAACAGUUAUAUGUUGUAUCGACUGCAUCCCCUCAAUAUACGGGCACUAGCAACAGUGUUACGACGAGCGCUGGAAAUGGUGGAACAGGUGGCACCGGUGCCCUGUUUUGGAAUAAUUCGUCUCCGGAAAAGCAAGCAAUGGAUCUUUCGUCACAUCGCCCUCCGAAGGCUAGUGGCCCAGUGAAAAUGCUCACUCCGCUUCACUUUGCCGAUCCUGGACCGAUGCCGGAAGUUAAUAUCCCUGCACCUUCCACAUCUCCACCGGUUUCUUCUGCCACUGCUAGCAUAAACGUUCAUCCGCAGCUUCAUCUUGGCGGUGCUGUAAAUGUGUCGUCACCGCAUCAACACCAUCUUCACCAUCAUCAUUCUUUUCCAUUGCUGCAGCAAAUUCACCACCAACCACAUCAUUCGAUCCCGUUAGUCUUGUUGGAACAGAUGCAGUUUGAAACAAACACGUUGGUAGUAGAAGACUCAUCGAGUGCGGCGGUGAAUGUCGAGCCGUCGUUAUCAGUUGAGAAAGAAACAGCAGAACAGGAACGGGAAGGAUAUGCACCAGCGGUAACGACGUACACACCUGUCGCCACGAGUGACACAAUCGAGAUUGUUGCGGAGGCAGCUCCAGAACAGCAGGAAGUUGUUAUACUAUCGUCUAUGGAAGAUUCCGUAGAUUUAGUAACUUCUGAACAGCCUGAUGUGAAGGUGAUCAGUUCUUAUGACAGUAAAGCAAAGACACGUAGUAAAGGCAGCCAAAAGUACAUCGCCACCGUCGAAACAGAAGUCGUCGUGGAGGAGUGCAUUCCACAAGAAACUGUCCACCAACAUGAAGAUGACGCAGAAGUAGCUGAAAAAAUUGAGAAAGCAAUAGAGCUAAGUAUCAUCUCAGAGGCUUCUCCUGAAGUUGUUAUUGAAGAAAUGAUGCAAGAACAAACAAAUGAGAAGUCUUCUCAGGAUCAGAAGGAAGGGCAUGAGUCUCAAUCUCAUGAGUCGAUUUCGCUCGGGGAUUCUGGGAAUGUCACCCACUCUGCAGUGUCUGCGUCUGAAAUGGAUGUAGUCUAUGUCAAGCAGCAGGAACAACCCGCGAUGCACGCGAAGCAAGAAGAUGAGAUGAUGGAAGAGGAAGAGGAUCGUGAUGCCGAAGACGGUGGAAUCAGCUACUGUGAAGCCGACGAAGAAACGAAUGAAAUAUCGCAGGAUCAGCGAGAAAUUUCUGUUGCGGAAUCGCUUUCGUCUACGUUUGAUGAAAUUGUCGAAACAAUUGUUGAGGAGCGGUUAGCUGCCAUGAAUGACGAAUGUCCCUCGGGUGUGAUUGAUGGAAGUGAGCAUCCAGGCGAUGACACGGAUGGAGGGGCAGAGGAAGAAUCGGUACUGGUAUAUGUCCAAGAAGAGGAAGAAGAAAGUGCUACUGGAUUACGAAGCCGUGAGGAGGACGAUGACGCUUUGAUGCGUGAAGUCGAAGAGGAAAUGAUGGAAAUGAUGUCUGAAACCAGUGCGCUGAAACUUCGUAUGCCGAAAACAUUAUCCGAUGUUGAGAAGACCGUAGAGUUUGUGGUAGACGACGAAGACAAUGGCGAGGAACCGUUAAAUGAGUCAAAGAAAUCGGAAACAGCGAACGUUGUAGACCCCAUUCAAUCACCACCAGUUGCAAGUUCAUCGCCAAAUGUGACAAACGGUACAAAGGAAAGUGAAAAAAGGACUUCAACGGUGAAACCAGUGGCAGAAGAGAGUGACCAGAGUGAGAUGGCGGAUCUCCAGAAGGUGAUUGCUUCGUUUCAUUCAGAAAACAUAAUGAAUCUGAUUUCACGAAACAAAAGCAAAUCAAAGAAAGGUAACAGUUGCAGCACUACACCGCCAAGCAUAGCCGGAAGUGGAAGUUUUGGCGGUAAGAAACAGACGAAGCUUAACUUCGAUCUCAGCGUCAAAGAUGAUGCUGUAAAUGUGACAUUGCAAAAGGCUGCCACAAUUCCGGAUGCAGUUCCAUGCGAGGGUAAUACCACAGAAAAGCCUGCUGGCAUUACGGUUUUACCACCAAUGGUGUUGCCUCCGUCGUCAGUGUCGGUCUUGGCAGCGUCAACGUUACCGCCGCCGUCCCUAAUGACUACGUCACCUUCAGGUGCCAUGGGUUUGCUUGGAGUGAAAAUUUCAGUCACUGGGACGACGGGGGGUGUUAUCCUGCCGUCGGUAACAACCUUUGGAAGUGAACCGAUUAGAUCGUUCUCGACGCUUCGAAUGGAUCCCAUCACGCCUCGGGACUCGAUGGGUUCGGCAGGACAUCUAAGCACACUGGGUGGAUAUCAGCUUCAUCAGCGCAGUACCUCGGGAAAUACAACCACAUCGUUCUUGGACUAUCCAAGUACCGGAUCGGUAGUGGGCCAAUCGACAGGAACUCCGACAGGAGUCGGAUCGGUCACCAGUAGCGGAGGCAUCUACCAGUAUCGAUCAGAGGUGUCGAAUCUACUUGAACGAACGGCGAUGCUGGCGCCGCUUCAUCGAUCGGCUAGCUUUUCGAUGUUGGGAUCCACCACAUCGUCUAUCGUAGCUGGUAGCAGUGUGACCGGCAAAUCAUCCCUUCUUCUCGGUGCAACCGAAUCCCUUUCGACGUUGGGUGGAACGACAUCGUCGGCAACCGGAGCUGGAAUAGGUACAUCAUCGGCAGGAGUAAUCACCCCAACCGGAGGAACGCCAGCGGUGGGAACAUAUCCGAAAAUAUUCACCAAAACAGCCAGCUCCGAUCCGCGUCUCAAUCCGGCAUUGCUGACGGCAACCCCUGGAGCCGAUACUGCGCCAGCCGGUGGAACAGCCGUCGCGAGUGCCCCUGCGACUCCGAAACGCAAGCUCUCUAUAACUGAAUACCGCAAACGGAAACAGCAGUCUUCCACUGAUUGUGUCGUAUCCUCCACCAAGGCGAUAACGUCAACGAUCACUUCAUUAACCGGCGCUUCUUCGACAUCGUCUUCUACGGCUGCAACGACUUUGGCGAUUGCCACAUCGUACAAGGGAAAUCGUAAGGAAGAAUCGGCCGCAGUCAGUAGUACCAUCAGCAGCAACGAUGUGACCAGCUCGAUCAACCGUGAGCUUUGUAUGGAGCUAGAUCUUGACGCGCCGGAUGAUCCCAAAUCGGGUGACAAUUCAAAUUCCUCCUCAGCUUCUUCUGGCGGUAGUCGUUUGCGUGGAUCUACGUCCACUGGCAUCAGCAAUGGCACGCUGACUAGAUCGAUUGGAAAGGAUAUGGUCGGCGGAAGCGUAUCACUUUCGGAUAAUGCCUCCUCGAUUCACCAUCUGCACCAUCACAGCCACUACGAGACACUGUCUUCGACUGAAGAAAUAACUACCACAUUCAGUGCUACACCGACCCUGGCCGAGCUGCGCAGUGAAGGUGGAAUGUCCACGGAAAGGUUGAAAUCGCUGAAAUAUUUCCCCUAA